Messenger RNA from Cornus florida, 1468 nucleotides. RefSeq lists its product as uncharacterized. The transcript is spliced from 10 exons. NCBI's taxonomy places the organism in Eukaryota, Viridiplantae, Streptophyta, Magnoliopsida, Cornales, Cornaceae. The coding region runs from base 186 to 1172 and encodes 328 amino acids. The record is from RefSeq and is a predicted model, not a curated record.
CAAAAGUGAAUGGUUUCAGCUCCCAUAUGGGAGUCCCGGCAGCGGAACGGCUUUUUUUGUCAAAUUUUUGAGUGUGUGUACGAAAACCAUUGUAUGGCGUGACAAAGGAAGAUAUUUUCCAUUCCUCUCCUUUUAUUUUCCCAAACAACAGACGCUUAUCUGAGGUGAGAAAUUGAGAUUGGGAAAUGGAUCAUCGUCUAUCCGGAAUUGGAUGUUGUACUACUUCAACGACUUGUACCAAUUUUCCAUUCACUUCAAAUCACUCAACCCUUCCCCCAAGAAGAAGAAUUUCUCCCAUGCGUCGUAGUUCUUCGUCCCUUCCCGUGAAAACUCCAACAAUUGUCUCCGUCUUAAGAAGUCCUCGUCCAGUAAGUGAACUAGCAGAAGAUGAUGUUCUGCAAACAUUUUUCGAGGAGAGAGAGCAGAAUGGCGAUAUCAUAGCAAAAGUUUCUGAUAUACUUUGGUUGCGUGAUGCCAUUAAAUUUGUUGAUGCAGAGACUGACAUAGUGGCUGACACUACUCAACUACCAGAGGAGGCCUUGGGUGAAGAAAUUGAGGGUGGGUUUUUGAAGCUGACAAGAACCCUAGAAUGGGUAGCAGGUGAUAACUCUGCACCAGUCAAUAAGAAGAUGACUGCUAAGGAAUUGAAGAAUGAAAGUGAGAAAAGGAAGAGACUGAACCUUCUCAGAUAUGAAGCUCUUAAGAGGGAACUGCUGCUUUUAACUGUGGGCAUCGGAACUGCAUGUAGUGGAUACUGUUUGGUGGUUUUGUCAUUCCAGGCUGCUAUCAGUUACGCGGCAGGAGUUCUUUGCAGUUGCUUGUAUCUUCAGCUCUUAUUCAGACAUGCAGACAAUAUUUCCCAGGAAAUGGUUCCGCGGAUUUUCAUGCAAAAGAAGUCAAAAAAAAUUGGUAUAAGAAGUGAGGACCUGAGGGAUUUCUUUGAGAGAGUGGUUAAGGGCAGUGGUAUUGCUCUGUCAUCCCCAAGGAUUUUGUUCCCUGCUGUGAUAUAUGGAAUUUGGGGGUUGUCUCUCACCAACGAUUCGUUUGAUUUUCAGCUUGUGCCAGCUAUGGUUGGGUUGUUUGCAUAUAAAGCUGCUGCUCUAGUUCAAGUUUACAGGGACAACGAAGAUUUGCAGUUAGUUUUCCCAGGCAGUGAAGAAGGGGGCGAUUGAAGCGCAUUGUUAGAUAAGACGUCUUCCCUUUUUUGUGCCCCUUCAAAGCAAGAGCUGGAUGCAUCCACAAAUCUGCAGUUUGCAGGAAUGGAGGAGAGAACAAAACUAAGAUAAAAGUCAAAUUUUGAAGGCAUUGGAUAAGGAGAUCAAAUUCAAGGCCAUAAUUUAUUGCUCCGACGAUCUUUUUUUAAAGCGCAAUCAAGUCUAUCUUCCUUGAUCACACUGACAUUGCCCCGUGUAUAAUAUAGAUGAAUAAAAGCCCUUCACUAUCUACCGAGGAUUUUUUUUUUUUUUUU